Messenger RNA from Micropterus salmoides (largemouth bass), 227 nucleotides. Its product is annotated as contactin-associated protein-like 4. The record is from RefSeq and is a predicted model, not a curated record. NCBI's taxonomy places the organism in Eukaryota, Metazoa, Chordata, Actinopteri, Centrarchiformes, Centrarchidae.
GCCAGUCUGGAUCAGUGGGAACAGGUCAGCCUUUGGUGAAUGCCAUCAGGAGUGACUCAGUUCUAAUUGGAGGUGUGAUAGCGGUGGUGAUCUUUGUGAGCGUGUCUGCAUUAGCCAUAAUGGCCCGAGUCCUCUACAGCAGGAAAGGGAUGUGUCGGAGCCGGGAAGUAAAAACAGUCCAACCUGAAGAUAGCCCGGAGCUGGCGUUCAGCUCGCAAAUGGUCCGA